Molecule: messenger RNA, 1536 nt
Organism: Colletotrichum orchidophilum
Lineage: Eukaryota; Fungi; Ascomycota; Sordariomycetes; Glomerellales; Glomerellaceae
Exons: 1
Coding region: 1-1536 (511 amino acids)
Source: RefSeq, a predicted model, not a curated record
AUGCUCGAUGAAAACCUACCUACCUUCCACUUCCGCCCCUCUUCCGACAACCCUCAGAACACGAUCCUCUACUUCACCCACCAGGGCUCCGAUCCGACGCCAAACUACGUCCUCAAGCGUGCCGACCCGGCCAAUCCGGUCGCCCGCAACAAGUACGCCGCUGCCCUCACCGACAUUGCCUCACAGCAAAUUAUCUACGCCGAGGUCCUUGUCGAGCCGGAAUGGACCCAGCCAACACUCUCUGCCGCCGAGGUCCGCGUCCAAAACGGAACUCCGGCGCCACCCCAGCCCAUCCUGCCCGACCAGGUCACGCUGCAGCUCUACAACCCGGAUUCACAGGUCGUCUUCAAGACCAAAGCCGGGAGCUGGGGCAAGUCCGACAGCUGGGAAUUUGAGAUGCCCGAACAGAGCUUCCGCGCGCCGAGUGCCAGCCUGCUUGACCGGUCCUCCGACGACCCGCCCAUCAGUGACACCGUCCCUAAGGUCGUCUUCCGCUGGAAGCGGGACGGCAGGCUGAGCAAGGACAUCACGUGUUACAUGGUCGGGAAGAGCGUGGCCGGCAAGAAGAGCAAGGAGCCUGACAUCACGGUCGCCAUGUUCAAGGACAGGAAGCACGAGAGCGCUGUGACAAUCUACGAACCCAACCUACAGCGCGUGGACGUGGAGGACCGCAAGGGCCUGGACAUUGUCCUGCUGCUCGGCGCCGAGAUCCUCCGCGACUUGUUCCUCAACCCCAGACAAAAUGUCUUCAACCUGACAGCGACGCCGCCGCCCACGACCGGUCGUCGCAAAAACUCCAAGCCCCCUCCGGCAUCCAUGGCGUCAUCCAUGGCCCCGGUACCACCCGUGGCCGCCAUGUCCGGCGCCAUCGGCAACAAGCCCGCUUCGCCGCCCGCGCAAACCAUAAACAAUGGCCCUCCCAGGCCCAACGCCCGCCAGCAGUGGGAGAUUGACAAUGAAACGAAGCGUCUGCAGGCCAUGGUAGCCCAGGAAGAACGGCAGGCACGCGAGCGCGAGCGCCGGGACGCCGAGGAAGCGAAGCGCAUCAAGAAGAUGCUCGACAAGGAAGAGAAUGAGCGCCGAAGGAAAGAAGCCGAGAUCGAGGCCGAGACGGAGCGGCUCCGCAGGCUCUAUGGUGUCCCGCCCAGCGAGUCGAACCCAACCCUACCACCGCGUCAUCAACCGCCGCCCGGAAGCACGCCGGGCUCGUGGCACGUGGCGCCGGCACAGCCACCUCGACCUAACAGCGCAGGGCCGUACAACGGGCCUCCGGGGACCAGUGCGUAUCGCCCGCAGGUGCGGUUCGCGCAGCCGCCGCCGCCGAGUGGUGUGCCGUCAUUCCAGCAGCAGCAACAACAACAGCAGCAACAGUCGCAGCAGGCCGGUCGGGGGAAGCUCCCAAACCUCAUGUCGGGACUGCUUCAGGGACCCUACGCGAACCCGGCUGCUAGCGUCAGCAACUUCUUCCAUCGGGACCGGUCCGAGGAGGAGGAGAGGAAGCGCAAGGUCGCCAAGAAGCGGAGUGUGCAUUUUUGA